This is a messenger RNA of Plasmodium inui San Antonio 1, 1506 nucleotides long. RefSeq lists its product as hypothetical. The transcript has a single exon. Lineage: Eukaryota; Apicomplexa; Aconoidasida; Haemosporida; Plasmodiidae. The record is from RefSeq and is a predicted model, not a curated record. The coding region runs from base 1 to 1506 and encodes 501 amino acids.
AUGCUUAACACAAGCUGUGGUGGCAUCUGUAUGCCGGUAGGCCUCUACAGGAAGAUAGAAAGCAGGAUAGAACCUACCGGAAGGGGGCAGCCAAUUGGCUCUGUCCUGCAAAAUAUUUGCAACACGUCGCCACCAAGGGGACGAGGCACAAGUGAAGAAACUGGAAACCAGGUGAGAAGGUCAGUAGAAAAUAUCGAAGGAAUGGAGACUCUAGGUAGUGGUCUGAUGAAACGAGUCUACAAGGAAGCAGAGGAAAUGGACCAGACGGAUUACAACAGUGUCGACCCAGGAAUAUUUGCACAUCUUCUGGACCAAGUGCAUAUGAGGAUACUGGGAGAAGUCUCAUCCCCUCACGACGCCUCUUGCGGUUGCCGACUAGAUAACAUCAUGAGGUUACUGUGUCAGAAGGAAACCCAGGACACAAGCGAUACCGAACCCGAGUUUCAGGCCACGUUUCUGGGGGUAUUCGCAUGUUUAGUACUUCUAAGUUUAGCAGACCUAGAGAUCAGAGAACUCCUACUUAAGGGCUCCAACGGCAUAUGUGCAGAUCUAAUCCCGAAAAUCUUCCCUACCGAAAGGCAGUGGACUCAGUGGAAAAACCAAGCCCGCAACAGGAGUCAAUUCCUUUCAAUUAGUUGCUGUGAGGGCAAGGAAGUGGGCGAUAAAGUAACGGGUACCUGGUUUUCACUUUUUUUGGCAAUUAUAAGAACAAUAAAGCAGGUAUGUCCCCAAUGUGGGCCGUAUAGGGGAUAUAUCCUGGAGGACACCUCAAGGACAACCAGUUCAAUGAGAGAAACCGAAUAUUGUGAUGUGACAUCAAACACAAUCCACUGCCAAACUUCCAACCCAGGGGGAAGCAGGAAGACGAUGUUAUGGAUGAGGAGGAGGGCAUACGGAGACCUUAUAUCAGGAUCUCCAAAAGAAGAGAACUCGGACCUAAACGGACAAGCCACAGAGAGGAGCCUCUUUACCCAGGAAGGAGACAAUGGCCAACCAACUCAAGACGUACAGCAAAACCUCAAAGGGGGAACUGAGAAUCACACAAUGCCUGAAUUACUCCAGGGACAAUCAAAGUCUAACUCUCAACCAAGCUCGAAAGGUGAAUCCGGAGAUGGCACUGGGCGAAAUCAGGAAAGGAAGGAGGAAGUGGCAAUGAAGAGUGUGCGGACGCCGAGCAACCAACACGGAAGUGGACCCAAGGAUAAUAACCAGAACACCGAGACCGGGUCCAUUGGGGUCACCAAGUCCUCGGGAACUAUCCCAUUUACCGAGGACCAAGAAGUUCUUGGGUCAGGAAAAAGCUCGUCCAGAAGAUCAACAGUAGAACAACUGAAUAACUCCCACACGGAUUCUUGGGGGGUCAUCUUAGGAGGGGUAACCGCAGUAUUACUGGGCGCCGUGGCUACGUAUGGAAUAAGCAGAAUCUUCAGCCGGGGGACCCUGCUGAAGGGUCAGAGCGAAGGGGGACGGAGCUACAGAAUAGGCUAUGGAGGAGUUGACUCCUGA